UUUGCACAUCUCUAAUCAAAUACCAUCACGUCGAAAUACAGCAAAAUUCUGUUGGUAAACAUAAGCAAAAUUAAGGCUGGCAAUUAAUGCGGCAGCAUGCAACCAGUUGAUUGCCAAUUUCCAAGCAUAGUGAACCGGUCAAAACCCUGCUGAAUGGAUUUUGGGCCGAUUUGCAUAGAUAAGCGUGUAAUAAGCACCUACAGCUGCUGUUGAGUCAUCAUCUUUUAGCCAAAUAAGCCAAAAAACAAGGCUAACAGCCUUUGGAACCACCCAACUUGCUGCCCAAGUAGUGAUAGAGCCCCAAGUGAGCCACAGGUGAGAGGCGUUGUCUUUGCUGGGGAUGGCGUAAGCUGAUCCAACGAACAACGAACCAGCCAUCAAAGUAUAAUCAGCACACACACACUUGCCCACACCCAGCCACUUAAAUACCCCAAAAAUCAACCCAUUUUGGCCACAGCCCCAAUGGAGGACUACAAGUUCCUGUUCAAAAUCGUCCUGGUUGGCAAUGCUGGUGUUGGAAAAACCUGCCUAGUGCGCCGCUUUACUCAGGGCCUGUUUCCACCUGGCCAGGGUGCCACCAUUGGCGUGGACUUCAUGAUUAAGACUGUGGAGGUGGAGGGCGAGAAGAUCAAGCUACAAAUCUGGGACACCGCAGGCCAGGAGCGGUUCCGAUCCAUUACGCAAAGCUACUAUCGAUCGGCUCACGCCUUGAUACUGGUGUACGACAUCAGCUGCCAGCCCACAUUCGACUGCCUACCAGACUGGCUGCGCGAGAUCCAGGAAUACGCGAACUCCAAGGUACUCAAAAUUCUGGUGGGUAACAAGACGGACAGGGAUGAUCGAGAGAUACCCACCCAAAUUGGCGAAGAGUUCGCCAAACAGCAUGACAUGUACUUCUUGGAGACGUCCGCCAAGGAGGCGGAGAAUGUCGAGCGGUUAUUCUACGAAAUUGCCGCCGAAUUGAUUGGUCAGGCUAGAAGCAAGGAUGGCAGUAGUUCGGCCGCAGCGGCGGCCGCCCAGCGCCAGUCGGAGGGCAACUCCAUCGGCCUGGGGAGCUUCAGUGCCAAGGCAGCGCAGAGCAAUUGCUGUGGCGGACUCGCCAGCGGCGGCUCCAACUCUAGUCAAGCGGGCUGAGCUGUAAACCGAACUGGAAACUGUGCAGCUAAUCUGUAACUAGUUAAGGACUUAUCGUGAUAUUCCAUUUAUCUUUUAUUACCAUGAUGCUCCCGCAUUCUAACGCAUACAUUUGUUAUACGACUCGGUUACUCAUAUAUUUUGUUUUUAUGAGCAUGAUUAUGACUAAGAUCGUUUGCCCUUGUAACGAUUUCUUUUAGAUUGUUAAAGCACUGACUUAAAAAGCCUUUAUAUGUAACAGUUUUUGAAGCAAUUUUCAUCGUUUUCACUAAACUACCAAAAUAACGAAUGGAUCUGGAAACUGUGCAGCUAAUCUAUUAUAGUUAAAUACUACUAGUGAUAUUCUGUUGAUGCUUUGCGGUAUAUUGUGUAAAUUCCAAAACUAAAAAACUGAUUUUUGGUUGUUAAAUCUGUAUCCUCUUCGUUUCACGGAAAACAAAUUGAUUAUAAAACACACACUAAUUUACUA
This is a messenger RNA of Drosophila yakuba, 1603 nucleotides long. It is a transcript of the gene Rab30, whose product is annotated as ras-related protein Rab-30. Gene Ontology annotation, cellular component: trans-Golgi network. Bases 463 to 1134 code for a protein of 223 amino acids. The record is from RefSeq and is a predicted model, not a curated record. Gene Ontology annotation, biological process: Rab protein signal transduction. The transcript has 2 exons. Gene Ontology annotation, molecular function: GTPase activity; GTP binding. NCBI's taxonomy places the organism in Eukaryota, Metazoa, Arthropoda, Insecta, Diptera, Drosophilidae.